This is a messenger RNA of Monopterus albus (swamp eel), 2442 nucleotides long. RefSeq names its product phosphoinositide-3-kinase interacting protein 1 (gene pik3ip1). Lineage: Eukaryota; Metazoa; Chordata; Actinopteri; Synbranchiformes; Synbranchidae. The record is from RefSeq and is a predicted model, not a curated record. The coding region runs from base 247 to 1032 and encodes 261 amino acids. Gene Ontology annotation, molecular function: signaling receptor binding; endopeptidase activity. The transcript has 6 exons. Gene Ontology annotation, biological process: negative regulation of phosphatidylinositol 3-kinase/protein kinase B signal transduction.
ACCUUGAGGUUUGUGCUGCAAAGGGCACCUCCUGCUCCCCCCCCCUCCCCCCUACUUGAAGGCUGUUUACGAAGCUCCUUUGAGAAAAACAAGGGCUGGGGUUCGACGAAGGCGAGCAGUGUGUCUAAAGAACACUGGACACAGGCUCUUCGUCCAUUCUAACAUUCUGUAUGUUUUAUUUUAGUUGAGACAAAAGGUACAUUCGCGUUUCCAUCACCACGUUGUCGGUUAAUUCAGCUCUGCAAAAUGUUUAAAUCCUUGCACGUUGUUUUGCUGAGCUUGGCGUUUGUGCAGAGCAGCGCAUCAGAUGGAAAUCUAAAAGGCUGCAUGAGAUCUAAUGGUGUGGAGUACAGAGGGCAACAAGAGAGCUCCUCUUCUGGUCUGGCCUGUCUAAACUGGACCAACACCAGCAGAGACUAUGAUGUUGAAAGUCAUCCUGAUUCACAGACAGGUGUUGGUGAUCACAAUUUCUGCAGAAACCCAGACUCCUCUGAGAAGCCUUGGUGCUACAUUGCAGGGCCAGAUGGGACAGUCCAGAGACAAUUUUGUACAAUUGUCACAUGCAAAGAACAAGCCGAAUCCUCCAGCACACCAGGAACCAUCCCCUCCACAGAGAGCGUUCAGAUGGCCAAGUCAGGAGCUUCUCAGGGAGAAGUUGCUGCUCUGCAGCCAGUAAUAGGAGUCAGCCAGCGAGUGCACACAGGGCCCAAACAGAAGAAAGACCUUGGCAUGCUUGGCUACGUCCUCGGCAUCCUCAUGAUGGUGAUUAUAAUCAUCCUUGGAGUCGGCAUCACAUCAGGCUACUUCUAUAAGAAGGCUCAGGACUUAAAGAAGAAGCAUGAGCAGCGAGUGUAUGAGCGCGAGAUGCAGAGGAUCACCCUGCCCCUAUCAGCUUUCUCCAACCCAACCUGUGAGCUGGUAGAUGAGAACACCAUCGUAAUCACAGUGGAGCACGAGCGCGCCCCUGUCCAGGACGGCGUGGAGGGUGAGGACCCACUCAUGGGCCAGCAGGCCGGCACCCCUGGAGCAUGAAUAGGCACAUGGUCGUCAAACUGGACUUUGUGGACCAAAACACACAUCUCCCUGUGUCUUUUCUGGUCUCCUGGCUAACCACCGUUUUAAAAGGAGUUAGGGGAGCAGUGUUCAUUCCAAAGACUUGAACUGAAUGCUGUUAUUUGUGUUCCCACUUGUUUGGUUUGUAUACAUCUGAGGCACAAAAAGAUAAGCUGACAGAAAAUGGAUACAGUCCUAACAAUGAGAAAACUAAGGUGCAUCUCUUGUUAAUAUUUGAUAGCCAAGAAAAUGGUCAUGGGCUGUUUCCUUAAAUAACAGUAUCUAGUCAAAUGGACAUUGACUAGUUAGUGACAAAAUCAUUUUCUUUAUUAAGAGGUUGUGUUUGUAAUAGGAGAAUAACCUUUGUAAGUUUCCAUAUGGAGAAGGCGCUCUCUACAGGAGAUGUGGUUACAUGAUUAUUCGUGUCUUAUUUUCUUUUGUGCUGACCCGGGAGAAGCAAACAUCAUUCACGACUGCUUUGUCUUGGAGAGACAGUGGUGACAGAUGUGUGUCCCAGUAGUCCUCCUCUGAGACAGGAUGGAGGCACAUGAGGUAAAAUGGGCCUACUUAAAGACAAGGGAAGGCCUUCACCUCAGAAAUUGCCUUAGUACGAUACUAAUGAAUGUAUUUUUACAAAUUUUAUUUUCACUUUGCACUCAGCUGGGGGGCCGAUGUGGUCACAAAGCCUGGUCACCCGCAGACAUGAAAUAGGAUUAGCCCUUUUCUUCCACAGGUUAAGGAGUAACAGGAAAUAUACAGUGCUCUCAUGACACAUGAGAGACAGUAGUUGGUCCUUGUGACAAAAUAGCACUGCCCCAACACAGUCCAGACUGGACCAGAAAAAGAAAAGGCCUGAAGUGUGCCUUUGCAGAGCAGGACAGCAUGUGUUGAAGUGCCGAAGAAGCCUAGAUUAGAUUCAGACAUUUGAGUUAUGCACUUAAUGCUUCUGGAUAGGGGGAAGGAAUGGAGUAGAACAGAAACAGUCCAAAGUUUGUUCAUUAAGAAAAACAUCAAUGCAUGUACAUGGUCAUUUGCUGUAUCUUUGUAUUCAGAGGCAAUUUUUGCAUCUGCAAAAGUAGAACUGCAAACUAAAAAGGACAUUUAGAAAACAUCUGCCUGAAAAUCACUGUACACUGAUUUUAUUUUGUUACAUCAUUUACUGUUAAUUCUCAGUGUAUUGCCAGUGAUUACUGCUGGGUCCACAUCACUGACAAUCUUUGGUUACUGCUGCUCCAUCAUCUGACAUGACUGUGUUGUGUAUAAUAAUUUUUUUUCUCAUUAUAAGCAAUAUGUUCAAACUACUGUUGUUCAGCAUUUAUAGUUGAUACGUGAAUUUGUAUGAAUGCAGGUUUCUGCCCUCGCAACUGAAAUAAAGCGCAUACACAGGGA